Molecule: messenger RNA, 2516 nt
Organism: Austrofundulus limnaeus
Lineage: Eukaryota; Metazoa; Chordata; Actinopteri; Cyprinodontiformes; Rivulidae
Gene: sfrp5
Product: secreted frizzled-related protein 5
Exons: 3
Coding region: 491-1459 (322 amino acids)
Biological process (GO): non-canonical Wnt signaling pathway; canonical Wnt signaling pathway
Molecular function (GO): Wnt-protein binding
Source: RefSeq, a predicted model, not a curated record
UGAUGGGGGGGCAGGCAGUGGAAGAAAGCAGCUACCACUGGCUCUUAAAAUCAAGGUACUCUUCUUUACAGCCACAGACUGAUGCAGAGCAAGAGUGGACUGGAGUCAGCAUUAAGAGAGGGGGAGAUCAGGUGGGUGAGAAACUGUGAACAGGUUCAUUUAGAGAAAUAAGUGGUCCUACUCGUCUGUCCCUGACUGCUGCAUCCCCAGUUCACUACCUGAGGCUUACAUCCAAACACAGAGAGGUGUUUCAGGGAAGCUUAAAAGGGCUGACUCCUUAGGGAAGAAGGGAAUUAAACUUUUUGUUUAAAACCCGCCGUGACUAUUCUCUGGAGAAAACAAAAGGGAUUACAGCUUGUACGCCUGCCCCACUUGUUCUUAUCUUCUGAGCAUUUUGUCUUCACUGGAUUACUUCACUGAAAGACUUUUUGGAUACGGCCUUCUUGCAUUUUGUGUGUGUGUGUGUGCGUGUGUGUGUGUUCAGAAAGGCAUGGCACAUGGACAAAAAAGCCCCGGGUUGGCAUUAACCCAGGGUUUCUUCAGCUUGGCACUUGGCCUGUCGCUCUUCUCCCUCCUCCUUUUCACCAAUGUGGCUGCAGAUGAGUACGACUACUACAGCUGGCAGUCGGACAACUUCCAUAACGGCCGUUUCUACACCAAGCAGCCCCAGUGUGUGGACAUACCAGCUGACCUGCGCCUGUGCCACAACGUGGGCUACAAGAAGAUGAGGCUUCCCAACCUCCUGGACCACGAGGUCAUGCCAGAAGUCAAACACCAGGCGGGCAGCUGGGUGCCACUUCUGGCUAAGAGGUGCCACGCGGAUACACAGGUGUUCCUGUGCUCGCUCUUUGCACCUGUGUGUCUGGACCGACCCAUCUACCCUUGCCGCUCGCUGUGUGAAGCUGUCAGGGACAGCUGCGCUCCGGUGAUGGAAACGUACGGCUUCCCCUGGCCAGAGAUGCUGACCUGCGACAAGUUCCCCAUUGAUAAUGACCUCUGCAUCCCCAUGCAGUUCACUGGGAACCAUGCAACCCAGCCACCAGUGUCGAAGGCUUGCCCUCCAUGUGACAACGAGCUGAAAGCAGAAAACAUCAUGGAGCAUUACUGUGCCAGUGACUUUGCCAUAAAGAUGAAAAUCAAAGAGGUCAAAAAGGAAAAGGGCGACAGGAAGCUGAUUGCAGCACAAAAGAAGAAGAAGGUUUUGAAACAGGGCAUGCUCAGGAAGAAGGACUUAAAGAAGCUGACCCUGUACAUUAAGAACGGGGCCAACUGUCCGUGCUCUCAGCUGGAGAACCUGGGCUCCAACUUCCUCAUCAUGGGCCGCAAAGUGGACCAGCAGCUGCUGCUCAUGUCCAUUCACAAGUGGGACAAAAAGAGCAAGGAGCUCAAAUUUGCCAUCAAGAACAUGAAAUCCAACAAGUGUCCCACCUAUCACACGGUCUUCCCACCGUCUACCUAGAAAGCUGCAGCGAGCGGCUCUUKUAGGAUUCACAGUUUCUCCCACAUCCCACCCUGCUUUAAUCAUUUAUCUUUAACCCCAAGAUCCGUGCAAAAUCUGGUAUCUAUCAUUUCUUCUUUGAAGUGCAGCAGGGUUGUGCGGGUUUUAAUCAGUUUAAACUUGAAUCAGGGCGUUCUUUUGGCUGCAACUCCCUCACAUCAACAAUCACGAUGAUUAGUUUUAUUUUCCAUAAAGAAAAAGAAAUGUUGAUCAAACCCUUUAAACUGAAUACUGUCUUUGCUUUCUUAUUUUGAAAAGGCAGAAUCAGUUAAACUAUAUCUUACUUUAUAAAUAAUACAACAACGUUAUGAAUGAAAGAAAUAUUGUGCAACAAUUUUAGUCAACUUGAAGGAAAAUGGAGGGGAAAAUUGUAAAAAAAAAUGGGAAUAUACUUAAGUAAAAUGGGUCACUGGCACAGAAAAGCAUCACAUUAUUCACCUGAUUUCAUCCUUUAUAUUGUAAAAAGGUAGGUAAUUCAGAUGAAUAGAUGAUUAGGAAAACUGUAUUUCCUGUUUUGUAUCGCUGAGAAAGAAAUCUGAUUGAAUAUAGACUGGAUGAUGCUUCCUUUGAUGUUGUAAAACCUUUUUGCAGUCCAAGAUUUUUUUUUCAUCUUGAGUUGAAGAGAGAUGGAAGCUGAAGUAGAGAAGAUGUCUUCCUGGAAUAAAAGUGAUGCAUUAAGAGAAAGAAACCGAAUGAAAGAGACAGAGACUCUGAACAGAACCAACAUUGUUGAGCUGGUUCUGGAACUUGUUUUUUCCACAAUCAGUUUCCAAGUGAUUUGUUUUCUGUACUUAAAAUCUUAAAUUUGCUUCAGUUAAACUUCUAUGGUAAGAAAGCAGAAAUCACACAUACAAACGUACAAACGCCUAUAAAUACUCUGUUGCUGCAGCAGUGAAAUACAAAGAUUUACCAAUGACAUAAUCAUCUAAUCCAAUAACCUGUAAGUAGUUCUGUUGCUGAAAUAGAUAUGUUUUUCAAAAAGUAAAUAAAAUAUAUUUGAAAUUUUUAUAAAGAAUAA